Messenger RNA from Chinchilla lanigera (long-tailed chinchilla), 5702 nucleotides. It is a transcript of the gene Abtb3, whose product is annotated as BTB (POZ) domain containing 11. The transcript is spliced from 15 exons. Bases 1938 to 3863 code for a protein of 641 amino acids. Gene Ontology annotation, molecular function: structural constituent of chromatin; protein heterodimerization activity; DNA binding. NCBI's taxonomy places the organism in Eukaryota, Metazoa, Chordata, Mammalia, Rodentia, Chinchillidae. Gene Ontology annotation, cellular component: nucleosome. The record is from RefSeq and is a predicted model, not a curated record.
CACAAAUAACGCUAUUUCCCCGCUCUGAGCAGGCAAGAUGAGAAGAUUUUUUAAUGAGUGGCUAGCAAAGAAUUCAGGAGCUUAUGAACUAUUGAGGUCAGAGUGAUGGCAAGAAGGCCUGAAAGGAAGGAAGAGAUACAGAGAAAAUCCGGGGAGGCUGUGCUCCUGGGUUCUGGGGGAGCAGCGGUCCCAGUUGCCGAGUCCUUAGGUCCUACGGGGUCUUUGCCAGUUCUUUGAUAUUUAUCAGGCAUCGCUGCUGCCCCUGGGCCUGGGCCAUCAAGGGCAGCAGUUUGAUGGUGACACAGCCUGCCGGGCACUGGAAAGAGAAGGAGCCUCUGAGGACAGCCAGGGAAUGUAGAAUGUAGAAUGUUCGGAUGUAGAAUCCCGGCCACUCGGGGCUAGUUUCUAAGGGUGACAGCGACACAGUGACGAACACAAGCCCUGCCUCGCCUGAGAGAGUGUCCAGUUCAGUUUCCAGCCAGCGUGUGUUUAUUGAGUGCCUGACUCAGUUUAGGCGGUGGCCCAGGGACAAGGGCGGUCACCCCAGCCCAGAAGCCUGAUCGCAUUAGCUUCACUCAGGAAGAAACUGGCGUCUUAGUCUGUUUGGUGAACAAGCACCUACUGAGUGCCUACCCCUGCCAGUCGCUGUCCCAGGGCAGGGGCAGGAGCAGCAAGCCCAGCCCCUCAGGUCCCUGCCCUCCUGGGGUUUGUUUACUGAUGGGCGCCAUGGGGCUGGGGGAAAUGAGGCAGGCAGGGCAGAGGGAUUGGGAGAAGCACUCAGGGAGCCGUUGGGUCUGAAGUGUGGCUUGGGGUUGUUAAAGGGCUGGAGGCCUGCACCACACAGCCCAACUGAGCCUGUCCAGAUGGCUCCCUGGGGUACCAGGUGCAUGUUGGGAAACUGGACCAGAGAACAUCCAUGUCUUCAGGCUGCAGCACACAGCCUGUGUGGUCCCACACCUGGGUCGAUCACCACCUCUCCUUGCCCUGUCUCCUGCCUAUGCUCCUUGCCCUCUACGUGUGGGUCCCCCUUUCUGUGAAAUGAGUACACACACCUAGCUCCAAGGUGGGCCCGUGGCACAUGGUUCGGAUGUAGAAUCACCUUGACAGAGAUGCAUAUAAAGGCUGCACCACUGCUUACAGGUAGAAGAGAGCGGCCAAGAGUGCAUUUGGACUUCUGAUCCCCCACACACCCUGAGGCUUAGCUCUGUGCGUUUCUCGAAGUGUGGUCCUUGGUCCCCCUAAGUCAGAGUCACAGGUAGGAUCUGUUGAUUAAAGUUGUGGUCUUGGACUCCAUGCAGUCUGCAUUCCUGAAGUGGCCCGGAACUGCAUUUUAAGGUCCCCAGCCUGUCCCCUGCCCUUGACUUCGGAAGAGAAGUCCUGGGCACACAGCCCUGCCAGGAACUGGGCGAGGGGCAGGCUCUGCACGCUAACAAGACCCCAGCUGAUUCUGAGGCGCCUUAAACUCACCUGGGUGGUCUGUAAAACUACCAUUGCUCUCCUGCCUGGGAUCGGGAUCCCGGGAUGGGAUGAGGGUCCACAGGGCCCCUCCCCUGCCCCUGACCCUUAAUCCUGACCAGGGCAGCUUUCUGCUGGCUGGAAGGAAUGGGAGGUGCUGCACCUUAAGGCUGGGCUCAGGCGGCCGCUCUCACUGCCUGCAGCAAGCUCCAGAGCCAGGACCCCACGGGGAACCCAGGCUCCACACCUGGGGGUGACCAGGGUCCCCCAGCCAGGCUUGCUGCUGUCACUGGGCUUGGACAGGCAGCUGUGGGCUUGGCCUGGGUGCCCCGGGCCGGGUGGGCGGGACGCCCAGGACACUGGGGAUUGGGUGCAGAGCGGGAGCCGGCAUCUCUCUGCGCCCCUGUGCUCCAAGUGACGCAUUGUCUCCCGUCUGCACGGCCGCCAGGAGGGACAGUCACUCUGGUGUCCCCGGUGCACGGAUGAGAAAACCGAGUCCCCCCGAUGGCGUGGAGUCUGCUCCCGGGUCCCCCACGGGAUCGGGCUGCCUGGGGAGGCUGUCGCCGGCCUGCGGGGUCCCCAGGCCCUUCCUCGUGCUGCCGCCGCUGAUGGAGUGGAUCCGGGUCGCCGUGGCGCACGCCGGCCACCGCCGCAGCUUCUCUCUGGACAGCGACGACGUCCGCCAGGCGGCCCGGCUGCUGCUGCCCGGCGUGGACUGCGAGCCGCGCCAGCUCAGGGCCGAUGACUGCUUCUGCGCCUCCCGGAAGCUGGACGCGGUGGCCAUCGAAGCCAAGUUCAAGCAGGACCUGGGCUUCAGGAUGCUGAACUGCGGGCGGACAGACCUGGUGAAGCAGGCAGUGUCCCUGCUGGGGCCGGACGGCAUCAACACCAUGAGCGAACAGGGCAUGACCCCCCUGAUGCACGCCUGCGUCCGUGGGGACGAGGCGAUGGUUCAGAUGCUGCUGGACGCCGGAGCUGACCUGAAUGUGGAGGUUGUCAGUACUCCUCAUAAAUAUCCAUCCGUCCACCCCGAGACCCGCCACUGGACGGCUCUGACUUUUGCCGUGUUGCAUGGACAUAUUCCUGUAGUUCAGCUGCUCCUGGACGCCGGGGCCAAGGUGGAGGGCUCUGUGGAGCAUGGCGAGGAGAACUACUCCGAGACGCCCCUGCAGCUGGCAGCCGCCGUGGGAAACUUUGAGCUGGUUAGCUUGCUGCUGGAGCGAGGUGCAGACCCCCUGAUAGGAACCAUGUACAGGAACGGGAUUUCUACCACCCCCCAGGGGGACAUGAACUCGUUCAGCCAGGCCGCAGCCCAUGGACACAGGAAUGUGUUCCGAAAACUGCUGGCUCAGCCAGAGAAGGAGAAGAGCGACAUCCUGUCCCUGGAGGAGAUUCUGGCCGAGGGCACUGACCUGGCGGACACUGCCCCGCCUGCCCUGUGUGCCAGCCGCAACAGCAAGGCCAAGCUGAGGGCCCUGAGGGAGGCCAUGUACCACAGCGCCGAGCACGGCUACGUGGAUGUCACCAUUGACAUCAGGAGCAUAGGCGUGCCCUGGACGCUGCACACGUGGCUGGAGUCCCUGCGGAUCGCCUUCCAGCAGCACCGCCGGCCGCUCAUCCAGUGCCUGCUCAAGGAGUUCAAGACCAUCCAGGAGGAGGAGUACACGGAGGAGCUCAUCACCCAGGGCCUGCCGCUCAUGUUCGAGAUCCUGAAAGCCAGCAAGAACGAGGUGAUCGGCCAGCAGCUGUGUGUCAUCUUCACGCACUGCUACGGGCCCUACCCCAUCCCCAAGCUGGCGGAGAUCAAGAGGAAGCAGACCUCGCGCUUGGACCCUCACUUCCUCAAUAACAAGGAGAUGUCUGACGUCACCUUCCUCGUGGAAGGGAGGCCGUUCUACGCUCACAAAGUGCUGCUGUUCACGGCCUCCCCGAGGUUCAAGGCCCUCCUGUCCAGCAAGCCGGCCAAUGAUGGCACCUGCAUAGAGAUCGGCUAUGUGAAGUACCCCAUCUUCCAGCUGGUCAUGCAGUAUCUCUACUACGGAGGCCCCGAGUCCCUGCUCAUCAAGAACAACGAGGUCAUGGAGCUUCUGUCUGCCGCCAAGUUCUUCCAGCUGGACGCCUUGCAGCGGCACUGCGAGAUCAUCUGUGCCAAGAGCAUCAACACGGACAACUGCGUGGACAUCUACAGCCACGCCAAGUUCCUCGGGGUCACGGAGCUCUCCGCCUACUGUGAAGGCUACUUCCUCAAAAACAUGAUGGUCCUCAUCGAAAACGAAGCCUUCAAGCAGCUCCUCUACGACAAAAACGGUGAGGGAGCGGGCCAGGAUGUGCUCCAGGACUUACAGAGGACGUUGGCCAUCAGGAUUCAGUCCAUCCACCUGUCGUCCUCCAAGGGCUCCGUGGUGUGAGUGUCCAGUGUGUGAAGGUGGCCCGAGAAUGCCAGCGUCCCUCCGCGCUGGCUGCACUGAUGCACGCGACCCCACCUGGCAUCUGUGGCUCGGCCACGGAGCGACCUCCACGGCCUCGGCUGUUCUUGUACCAGUGAGCUCAGCUCCUGUGCGCUCCUGCUGGAACUCAGGGCACAGAGUGGGGUGCAGCGGUGCGGUGCCUCCAGUCCACAUGGGGCCACCUAGCCAACCCAGCCCUGGGGCCACUGUCCCCUGGAUGGAUUGAGACCAAAAGGCUGCUCAGGCUCCUGGCUGAUCUAGACUGUGCCGACCCGAAAGCGCUUGUGUCGUAUGUCUGACACCGAUGCCGACCCCAAAGUGUUUGUGUCGCAUGUCUGAGACCUCGGAGGCUGCGCUGAGCAGAGGUCAAACCUGGGAGCUCAUGGAUGAGGCCGUUAUGCAUAAUGAGGAAAUCAUUUGGCCCAUUUUUAGGGGUGGGAACUUUUUAAAACUGUUCAUACUAUAACAACAACAGGGCAGUCUUGUAGUUUAAAAUAUAUUUCUAAGAGCUUAACAGUUCAUUUUCAACUGAAUUGUGUUUAGGGAUCUGUGUUUUGAGGUUCUUCUCUUCUUUUAUAAACAGUCAGCCGCAGGUCCACCCUAUGUAAACACACGGUCAGCAAGUUCUCACUGACACCCUGGACAAGGUGAAAUAAUCAUGCCUUAGUGAUCACGGUCACACAGAAGGGGUGCACUGCCAAACUCUCUCUAGUCCAGUAGUUGGAAACCACAUGCAUGCUAAUCGUGGUUCCGGGGUGAGGAUAGGACACCCCACAUAACAGAACACGCAUCUGCAUGAGCCAGAACCUGUAUGAUGUUAUGUUUGUGCUUCAUUUUUUGCCAAGGUAAAAAUGUCCCAUCAGUUCUUGCUUAGAAAUCCACCUGGUGACACACGCAUAUCCAUUUCUUCUCUAAUCAUGAAUGAACCCAGGAUGCUUUUACAGAAAUGCGUUCACAGAUGAUGUUGGGGGGCGGGGGGCGCACGUCAGAGAAUUUAGUCUUAACUCAGAGUUUUUGCUGUAUUCUCAGAAGAUGUUAAUAGUUUGUUACUAGCCAGAGAGUAUGACUAUGUUAGACUAUUUUUCAAGAUGAACCAUGUAUGAUAGGAGGUACUUUCUGUAUUCUGACAGUGUACAGUCUGGAUUCUCUAUAACGAAAGUCUAUAUCAACAGGGUUCUGUUCGCCUGCCAUAUAUUAUAUACAUAUAUAUAUUAUAUAUAAGCAAAAGAGAUUGGUGAAGUGCCACAAUAUUCCAAUAACUUCUGAGUUGCGGCCUUUUUCUUGUUCUUUAAUUUGAAACCUAGAUACGUACAGUUUAAAACUAGGAGAAUGACUCUUACCCUUUGGGGUGGCACGGUCUGGUUGACAAACCCGUUUCCUAGCAUGCCUGUGGGAAGUUGCACCAGACUCCGGGUUCUGAGGCGCUGCAGUCCACCUUCCCACUCGCCCCCUGCGCCCUCAGCCAAGUCCUGUUCCACGCGUGGCCUGUGUCUGUCGUCCGUCCCCAGCACUGGCCUCUGUGAUGCAGCCGCGGCUUCUCCUCCCCACCAUCAUCUGUGAACCUCUCUGGCCCCACGGUCCCCCGAGGAAGGAGGAGUCUGUCCUGCCCCAGGAGGGGGUGCCACAGCGAAGCCCUCAGAUCAGCCCCGCGCAGGAGUCCCCACCGCUGGCGACUUCUCUGUGAAUGUCUGGUGUGCGUUCGGGGCCUCUGGGUUUGGGUUUGUACCUGGGCAGUUCCCACCCGGGCUUCUGUCACAGUUUGGUGUGCUUUCUCGGUCAUUAAAGAAGUGAUUUUCCCAC